Lycium ferocissimum is the source of this 498-nucleotide messenger RNA. RefSeq names its product guanylate kinase 2, chloroplastic/mitochondrial-like. The record is from RefSeq and is a predicted model, not a curated record. The transcript has a single exon. Gene Ontology annotation, molecular function: GMP kinase activity. Lineage: Eukaryota; Viridiplantae; Streptophyta; Magnoliopsida; Solanales; Solanaceae. The coding region runs from base 3 to 413 and encodes 136 amino acids. Gene Ontology annotation, cellular component: cytosol.
GAAUGAAUGAGAGACAUGAGUUGUUAGACUAUGCAUUGGUGUAUGGGGAUUAUAAAGGUAUACCAAAACAGCAAAUUAGGGAUCAUAUGGCUAAGGGGUUAGAUAUAGUGUUGAGAGUUCAUAUACAAGGGGCAACAACAUUUAGGAGGAUUUUGAGAAACUCUGCUGUGUUUGUGUUCUUGGUUGCAGAGAGUGAAGAUGCAUUGGUAAAGAGGUUGAUUGAUAGGAAGACCGAGACUAAAAGGACGUUGCUUGUGAGAAUUGCAUUGGCCCUUGAGGAAGUUAAGCAUAUGGAGGAGUUUGAUUAUGUGGUAGUGAAUAGAGAAGGAGAGUUGGAGAAUUUUGUUAAGUUGGUGGAGUCUAUUAUUGAUGCUGAGAAAGCUAAAGACAGUCGAAGAACUGUGACUAUUUAGACUGUCUGAUUUCUAGUCUUUGAUCUGUUUUUUGAUUAAGUUGAGCUAAUAUUCUUAAUGUUUUGUUGUAUUCUAUUUACGUGUU